This is a messenger RNA of Diaporthe batatas, 696 nucleotides long. RefSeq lists its product as uncharacterized. NCBI's taxonomy places the organism in Eukaryota, Fungi, Ascomycota, Sordariomycetes, Diaporthales, Diaporthaceae. The coding region runs from base 1 to 696 and encodes 231 amino acids. The transcript is spliced from 5 exons. The record is from RefSeq and is a predicted model, not a curated record.
AUGAACAACAAAACGAAGCAAUACGACACAGUCUGGAGUGCCGACGACCCUGACCAGGAGGAGUUCCUGUCCGAGACAGAUGUCGAGGAGGGACACGAGAAAGAAUGGCAGUCAGAUGAGAGACCUGCCAGGCGGCGGGCAGGGGCUCCAAUGCCAGUAUGGUCGACCUUACGAACAUACAAGGGGCUAGUCGACACGGCCCUGUUACUCGUCGCCAUCGCAAUGCUGGGUCUGCUGCUCCUACGGCGGCCACAGCAGUUGGAAAGGAGGCAGAUCGGAGGAGACUAUAUGGGGGCCGGUCCAGAGUUCCCUGCCAGAAUCGUAAAGUGGAACGCAGAUGAAUCAUUCGUGCCCCCCAACGCAUCGGAAUGGUUCUCGGAGGCGCUGUUGGGGAGAUGGAACACGAUGAUGCCAGCUGGAGCCGCCCUUCGAUCGGCGGACGAGGUCUUCCAUACGACAACGAUGACACAUUCUCUACAUUGCCUGUUCAUGAUGGGCCGCAUCUUCUCCUCGUUGGCUGGCAACAUAUCCGGAGUCCUACCCGACGACUAUUUCACGCAUUACAUGCACUAUUUGGCUAUUGAACCACAUCUACCCACCGAUGGCCCGGACAAUGGCCCACUGGACGGGGGUUGGAAUGGCAUGCACGAACAAAUCGUCGAUGGAGUGCGCGUGGUGCUGCCAAUUGACGACUGA